AUGCAAAACGUUAGUGAUGUAAAGAAACAGGCAGAAAACGACAUUAUCUCAAUGAACUGCAACUGUCUUGCCUCUGCCAUUCAAGUGACUAUGAAAAACCCAUUCAACGUGGUGAUUUUGUUCCAGAGAAUCACCCUGCAGUGCAGUUACCAAACCACCUCUACCCAGCCCCCCAUUGUCGUAUGGAAAUACAAAUCGUUCUGCCGGGAUCGGAUAGCGGAUGCCUUUAGCUCCAACAGCCAGGAAUCCAUAAUCAAUAACCAACUACAGCAAGCAAACCCUGGAUACAACCCAUACGUAGAAUGCCAAGACAGUGUCCGGACUGUGCGGAUUGUGGCCACCAAGCAGGGCAACACAGUCACUCUGGGUGACUUUUACCAGGGCCGCCAGAUUACCAUCAGCAACUUGGCAGAUCUCACUAUUGACAUGACAGCAUGGGGUGACAGCGGUGUGUAUUACUGCUCUGUGUUAUCGUCUCAAGACCUGCAAGGAAAUAAUGAAGCUUAUUCAGAACUGCUGGUGUUGGGUAAAACGUCAGUGAUCUCUGAACUAUUACCAGACUUUCAUAUAAGGGACAUGGAAGACUGGCUGUUUGUGGUUCUUGUUGUUCUCGGAGGGCUGUUCCUCCUCCUGCUGAUCGGGAUCUGUUGGUGCCAGUGCUGCCCACACACCUGCUGCUGCUAUGUGCGAUGCCCAUGUUGCCCAGAAAAAUGCUGCUGCCCUCGAGCCUUGUAUGAAGCCGGAAAAGCAGCAACCUCAGGUGUCCCCAGUAUCUAUGCGACCAGUGUUUACGCCCCCUCCAUGCAUUCCUACCCAAGCCAGGUGAAAGUCCCACCACCAGGCUCUGUGAUCCAUAUGGGGCCCAUACAGUCUGCGUACAAUGGGUAUGGACUGGAAUACGAUGCAGCCAGCUCAGUGGGAGGACACAGUUCCCAAGCACCCCUUCUUGUUCGAGAUGAUGUUGCCAACUCAGUUCGCAGUGGCUACCGCAUUCAAGCCAAUCAACAAGAUGAUUCCAUGAGAGUCCUUUAUUAUAUGGAGAAAGAACUGGCAAAUUUUGACCCAGCCAGACCUGGGGAGGGCAACGGCAGAUUUGAACAGGCAUCAGCAAUGAGCGAGAUUAGCUCCUUGCAUGAGACAGAUCAUCGAAGCCACCUAAGAAAUGGUUUGGGCCAGCUACGCAAUCAGGCACUGACUCCAAUCCGGGAUGUUGAGGAGGAAAGCCUCAUUGGAAGUGAAUUCAGACGUCCCCCACCAAGACAAGACCCUUAUGUGGAAGAUAGAUUCCGAGGGGAAAGGCGUGCUCGAGCUCACUCCAUGGAUGAUUUGGAUGAUUUUGACAGACGAGAUAGAUACCCAUAUCGUGAUUUACCAUCUGACAGCCGCAAUCGGGGAAGGCGUAACUCUGACGAUGACCAUAGCAGCAGGGGCUACAAUAGAAGUCGGGGCAGCCGCUCACCUGAACUACGUGAUGACUACUACGGAGGACGAAGAAGUCGAAGCAGAGAUGAUCUCCAGGAUUUAGGCCGUCCCCGAUAUGACCGAGAGUAUGAUGAUCAAUUUCUUCAGGAUGUUUUGAGGAAAAAGCAGCAAAAAUCAGGAAGCAGAGAUGGUUUAGAAAGUGCGGGUGCAAGAAGGAACCGUAAUGAUGACGAUGAUGACUUCCCCCCUCCACCACCUCCAUACACCGAAAAUGAAUCCAUCUCUUCUAGGGGCAAGAAGAUGAAAAAGAGUGAAGCUCUGAGUCGGGAGAGUUUGGUUGUUUAAAUCCUUUUGAAUUUGCUGGGAGAAAUUAAAAUGGGACUUGUACAAUUUUUUUUAUUUUUUUUUAAAUUUAAAGACUGCAUAUUCUCAAGAAUAUUUGGAGUGGAUUUACUAGGGAGUUAUUUGUAUUUUAUU
Pelobates fuscus (common spadefoot toad) is the source of this 1899-nucleotide messenger RNA. It is a transcript of the gene LSR, whose product is annotated as lipolysis stimulated lipoprotein receptor. The record is from RefSeq and is a predicted model, not a curated record. Lineage: Eukaryota; Metazoa; Chordata; Amphibia; Anura; Pelobatidae. The transcript has 10 exons. Gene Ontology annotation, cellular component: tricellular tight junction; plasma membrane. Bases 1 to 1767 code for a protein of 588 amino acids. Gene Ontology annotation, biological process: tricellular tight junction assembly; establishment of blood-brain barrier.